AUGGCGCUUCUCUCUGACAACAAGCAAGGACUCGGAAAUCUGACGGUAGAGAAUCUUGUACAGCAAACAUCCACGCUGUUCAUUGCGGGGCAGGAGACGAGCGCGAUCGCGCUGUCGUGGCUAUUCACCGAGCUCGCCCGCAAACCAGCGCUACAGGACGCUCUGCGCACGGAGGCGCUUGAGCUGCGCGCCAAGCAAGUUCCGUUCGAGCAGUACCCGUUGCUCAAUGCGGCUAUCAAGGCCAGUUACAUGGCCCUUACUAAAUACCUGCUUUUCAAGUGA
Mycena indigotica is the source of this 282-nucleotide messenger RNA. RefSeq names its product Cytochrome P450. Bases 1 to 282 code for a protein of 93 amino acids. The record is from RefSeq and is a predicted model, not a curated record. The transcript is spliced from 3 exons. Lineage: Eukaryota; Fungi; Basidiomycota; Agaricomycetes; Agaricales; Mycenaceae. Gene Ontology annotation, molecular function: iron ion binding; heme binding; monooxygenase activity.